Molecule: messenger RNA, 2123 nt
Organism: Triplophysa dalaica
Lineage: Eukaryota; Metazoa; Chordata; Actinopteri; Cypriniformes; Nemacheilidae
Gene: wfdc1
Product: WAP four-disulfide core domain 1
Exons: 7
Coding region: 354-1001 (215 amino acids)
Biological process (GO): regulation of cell growth
Cellular component (GO): extracellular region
Molecular function (GO): peptidase inhibitor activity
Source: RefSeq, a predicted model, not a curated record
GCUGUCUCUCUCUCUCCCCUUCUUUAGUUUUCUUUUACAGUGACUUCUUUUAUUUACUUUUUUCACACCCUCUCUCGCUCCUUUUCUCCUUUUGUGGUUCUAUCUGUUUUUCAUUUGCAGCUUUUUAAUAAUCUAUGACAUAAGAAACUCUCCUCUUGAGGAAUUUGCUCUAUUAACCACAAGAGGACAGAGACUUCCAACAGUACAAGACACGCAUCUCAGGAGAGCACAACAUCAACACAUCCAACAACAAAGAAAGAGGACGUUUUGAACAGCGUGACCAACUUCAAAAGUCUGAGGAUUAAGGAGAGAAAGAGACGGGCACAAAACACCAGACUUGAAAGAGCUAGAUCAUGCCGGGCUGUCAGAUCUGGUCCGGGUUCGUUCUGGUGAAGCUGGUCUGUUUCUUACUACUGCUGGCAUCUGGUUCAGGGAAUGCACGCUUGAUCGUAAAGAGGGGACUUAACCACAAGGAUUACGAGUACCCCAACCAUCCCCAGACGACUCAGCACCAGAAAAAUGACCGCUGCCCUCCACCACCCCAGAUGCUGCCCGAACGAGCCUGUGAGGUUCCAGGCUGCCGUUCAGAUUCAGAGUGCGAGAGACACAAACGGUGCUGUUACAAUGGAUGCAUCUACGCCUGCUUAGAGUCAGUGCAGCCUCCACCUGUGCUGGACUGGUUGGUGCAGCCCAAGCCGCGGUGGUUGGGAGGGAACGGCUGGCUUUUAGAUGGACCGGAGGAAGUUUUGCAGGCUGAGGCUUGCAGCACCACUGAGGAUGGAGAUGAACCUUUGCUUUGUCCCACUGGUUAUGAGUGUCACAUCAUCAGCCCGGGAAAGCCCUCUGCUGGUAUCCCCAACCGAGGCCAGUGCAUCAAACAGAGAGGAAACUCAGAUGGACGUACCCUGAGAAUCAAGUACUUCACAGAUUACAAGGAUGAUUUAGGAAGUAACUCCAACAAUGCAGUGAGCUAUGAAAAACAACACAAGCAUUUGGGCUGAAUCUGAGGACUGAAUGUGGAUUCCGUUUAAGAGGACUAUAAUAACCAAUAACCACUGACCUUUAUACCUGGACAAAAUAACCACAGUGAAACUGAACAAGUGUUCUCCUGAGUGGUUCAAAUGUGGUGCUUUUUUAGGUGCUUAAUGUGGAAUGACAGAAUUGUAUAUCUAACUACCUCUUGCAAAAGCCAAAACAUACCACAAGUAUAUCAAAGGUCUAAUAUAAUAUAUUUCUCAGCUGUGCCAAAAAAAAAGAAAAACCCAAAUUUAGAUCAUUCAUUCAUUGAACAUUCAUACAUACAGUAAGCUGUCCAAAUCACUCAGGGUCUACUAUGAAGUAUAAGAAAAUUAAUGAAAAAACAAGCUUCAUUACGCAUCAUUUUUCUGUGCAUUUGUCUUAGUUUAAAAUACAUUUAUAAGCAAAUUAAAUUCAUAAUUUUUUUAAGGAAGUAGGCCCAUUCACAAAUUCUUUAUUUUUAUUGUACAAAUCAUUUUUAAGCCACUGUAAAAUAGCAGCAACUUCACCAAUGACCAGUGGGAUGCUCACUUUAAGAGCUGCAGGUCUAAAUAAGAGACGAAUUUAUAUCUCAAAACAAAAAUGUUUACCAUUUAGUUACUUAAAUACAAAAAUAUAUUUUUACAAUAUUCUAUGCUGUACAAUGCAAACCUCUCAGUCUGGAAUACAAAUUUAAUUUGGGAAAAAACUGCCUUAAUAAGCAAGUUACACACCAGUCCUUUGUGCUGUUCAUCACUGUGAAGUGUUUCAUAUGGUGCUCGAAUCAAUAAACAUAUAGGCUAAGUUAUUUACCAAGUCAAUACUAAUCAAGUCGUACUCCAUUUCUCUCUGAUAAGCUAUUUCUCUCUGAUAGCGAGUCUACCAGCCUUCAAAAAUUCAUAUUUCAAUUAUUUCAACCAAAAACAUUCUCCAAACUGGUGCUGACAUGCCGUGUUAUUCUAAAUAAAACACUUAACAAAGACAUUUGUAGACCAUAUGUUGUUAUUAAAAAUGUAAAAUCUAUUUUAAUUCUGUGUAGGUGUAUUACAAUAAAAGCCUUUUCAAUGAUUAACAAUUAUUCCUGGAAAUAAGACCAAAGUUACAUAUAACUAGCGGUGUAACGUUAC